UCAAGCCUGUGUGAGGUUGUAUGGACGGAUGAUGGAAGAAAACAGCAGAGAACCUCUCGAUACUGAUAAUGAAGAGGGGGGAGAGGAUGCUUUGGUGGGGAAUGUGAACAAACUAAUGGUCACCCCUCCAGGAUACACUGGACCUCCCAAGAAAGGUCAUAUCAUCUUCGACGCCUGCUUUGAGAGUGGUAACCUGGGUCGUGUUGACUACAUCAGUGAAUUUGAGUUUGAUCUGUUCAUCAGGCCUGACACGUGUAACCCGCGCUUCAGAGUGUGGUUUAACUUCACAGUGGAAAACGUUCGAGAGACUCAGAGGGAAACAGACAGCAGAUAAUAGGUAUGAAGAAAGAUCCAGGCUCUGGUGUUCCAUACUAGGAGUGUA
Messenger RNA from Sinocyclocheilus grahami, 382 nucleotides. Its product is annotated as cytosolic carboxypeptidase 6-like. The record is from RefSeq and is a predicted model, not a curated record. NCBI's taxonomy places the organism in Eukaryota, Metazoa, Chordata, Actinopteri, Cypriniformes, Cyprinidae. The transcript has 4 exons. The coding region runs from base 29 to 334 and encodes 101 amino acids.